UUCCCCUCCCGCCCCUAUCGCUGCGCUGCCUGCUGCUACGCCGUCGUUCCCCCGCCCCACGAUCCUCAAAGCCUCUCCCGCUGUUUCUGACAUCUCUUGCGGUGGCAACAUGGCUCGAUCUCACGACGACGGCAGGGAGGCAGCCAAUGCGCUGCGCGGCGAGGAGGGCCGGCGUGCGGCCUGCGAGACGGGGCUGCGGAAGAAGGAUAAGAAGAGGAAGAGGAAGAGCGACAAGGCUCCGCAGCCACAUCCACCUGCCCCGUCCCAGGAGAACCGCGCUACCUCCAGCGCCGCCGAUGGGUUCGAUUGGGCCAGUGUUGCUGUGGCCCAGAGGGUGCGUGAGAUAGUUGCCAUGAACGCAAAGAGCUUGCCAGCUGACGAGAUAUUUCAAAGCCUCACUAGGGAGCGUGACCAUAGUAUGGAGGAUACAUUUGGCGACUCCGAUGAUGGCAGCCUUGAGAGUCUCCAGGCUCGUAAAGUUGCCUUAUUGGUCUCAAAGUCAAUUGCCAGCUUGUCUUCUUAUGCAGGUGGAAAGAGGAUCCGUGUCUGUUCAGGAUUUGUGAUGUGUCAGUCAGACAAUACUGGUACAAGUAUGAUCUUAACUUCAGCAACACUUGUUAGAUCUCUGAAUGGAGAUAAUAACAUGAUACCUGAUGUGAAGGUCAAGGUGCUUCUAUCUGAUGGGCAUAUAACUGAUGGCCAUAUCUUUCUUGUGGAUUUUCACUAUAAUGUAGCUGUUGUCAAAGUUGCAGCAAAUUUAGCGCACCUUGAAGUCUUUCAUCUGAAAGGCCCUACCCACAAUGGAUCUGUGCUAGCACUUGGACGUGCAUAUGAAGGUGGUAGUCUCAUGUGUUCACGUGGUCAAGUUGUAAACCAAACAAGCAUCUUUGGGUGUUCGGAACUCUUUGUGUCAAGCUGCAAGAUUUCCAUGGCUGGUUCUGGAGGACCUCUUGUGAAUUACAAUGGUCAAGUUCUUGGUGUCAAUUUUUACGAAAAGAAUCAGACAUCGCACCUCCCAAUGCUGAUUGUUUCAAGGAUCCUGGAACAACACCAGAGCUAUGGAAAAACAAUUAGCCCUUGGCUUGGAUUAAAGUACACUUCUCUUCAAACGAUGCCACUGAGAGUCCUGGAGCGAAUCUAUCAGAAAUUCCCGGAUGUUGACCAGGGUUUAUAUAUUUCAGACGUUGCAGAGGGGUCACCUGCUGAUGUUGCUGGAUUAUGUAACGGUGAUGUUCUUGUCAAAUGCAAUGGAAAAGUUCUAUCCAGUGCCACAGAGUUUGCUGCGAUGUUACUGGAUGUUUGCAAGGAGAAGUUGGAAGCCUUUGGAGAUUGUGCAGGGGAAACCAUGGUAGUUCAGCCAUCUCUUUUUUAA
This is a messenger RNA of Lolium rigidum, 1372 nucleotides long. RefSeq names its product serine protease Do-like HtrB. Bases 110 to 1372 code for a protein of 420 amino acids. Gene Ontology annotation, molecular function: protein binding; serine-type endopeptidase activity. The transcript has 9 exons. Gene Ontology annotation, biological process: proteolysis. NCBI's taxonomy places the organism in Eukaryota, Viridiplantae, Streptophyta, Magnoliopsida, Poales, Poaceae. The record is from RefSeq and is a predicted model, not a curated record.